ACAGCUAACGCCAGUCUGUCUCCCCAGUGGUUCAGUCCAGCCAAUUUCGGGACGUGGUGGAGUGUGUUGACAGCCAGCAGUAACUUGUCUGGCACUCUCUCUCCCCUGUUCGCCGCCUACAUCAUUAUAUCCCACGGCUGGAGUGCUUCCCUCGUGAUUGCUGGUCUCGUGUCCCUAGUAAUGGCAGUGGUUGCAGUGGUGAGCCUUGUUGAUGACCCAAAGCUUGCCAACCUUCCCAGCCCAGCCACGCCCACACACACCCCUAGCAAGGAAGGAGAGGAGAAGGAGAAAGAGAAACAGAAAACGGAGUCUGGAACAGUGCGAGAUUUAGUUCAGUCUCCCUUCCUGUGGCUUGUCUCUGUCUGCUACCUUGUCGUCUUCAUGGCUAAGACUGCGAUCUCGGAGUGGGGCCAAGUGUUUGUUAUGAACGAGUUAGGAAGGUCACAGAUGGAAGCCAGUUCCUUCGUCAGCGCUAUGGAGACAGGAGGGUUCUUUGGGGGCAUCCUAGCUGGGGUUCUCACUGACCGCAUCGCCUCUAAGGUCAAAGUACAAGCUAAUGUGCGUCUGUUGGUGGCCGCUGCGUUCAUCUCUAUGUGCUGCGCUGGCCUCUAUGUGCUGACUUUCGUGCUGACCUCUGCUUCAUCCCAGGUGUUGGUGUCUGGCGUGGGGGCUGUUCUCGGGGCUAGCAUGUUCGGCCCCAUCUCUAUUUAUGGCAUUGUGGCGUCAGAGUCCUUCCCGGCGCAUCUUUCUGGCACCGCCCAUGCUUUCGUUGCGUUGGCGGCGAAUGUUGGCGCGGUGUUAGCUGGGUGGCCUCUAAGUCAAGUGGCGCGCCUGUGGUCGUGGCGUGGUGUCCUCCUCCUCCUGCAGACACUCACCGCCUCCUCCGUCCUGCUCAUCCUCACCACCCCGCGCCUCCACAUCACCAAGAACAAGAAGGAUUAGAGAGAGAGAGAGAGAGAGAGAGAGAGAGAGAGAGAGAGAGAGAGAGAGAGAGAGAGAGAGAGAGAGAGAGAGAGAGUGUGUAAAAACAGUUUCCACCUAGUGUAUUAGUGAAUUGUUUUUUUCAUAGUACAAAUCAGUCACUUAAAACUGUAUAGAAACUUACACUAACAAUGAUAACAAUAGUAAUUAUAAAAAAAAAGAUAAAAUAAUAAUAGUAAUAAAUAAUAAUGCCAAUAAUAACUAACAAUGACAUUAUUUGAAUUAUUAUAUGGGGGGAGGGGGUACGAUGUCUUCACUUUUCAAUUAUCGUACUGAUUUUUUUUUUUUCUUCAAUUAUUAUUAUGAAUGAUUUUAUUUCUAUGUCCAUGUAGCGUGAAUGUUCCUUUUAUUUAUACGACAUGAAUGUAUUGUGUUUGUUCUGUUUAGUCUGUUUUAAUGGAUUUUUAGUCUUAAGUAGCGUUAUAUAAAGAAGAAAAUUAA
Molecule: messenger RNA, 1422 nt
Organism: Portunus trituberculatus (swimming crab)
Lineage: Eukaryota; Metazoa; Arthropoda; Malacostraca; Decapoda; Portunidae
Product: glucose-6-phosphate exchanger SLC37A4-like
Exons: 8
Coding region: 181-942 (253 amino acids)
Biological process (GO): phosphate ion transmembrane transport; glucose-6-phosphate transport
Cellular component (GO): endoplasmic reticulum membrane
Molecular function (GO): glucose 6-phosphate:phosphate antiporter activity
Source: RefSeq, a predicted model, not a curated record